Messenger RNA from Anthonomus grandis grandis, 807 nucleotides. RefSeq names its product elongation factor 1-beta'-like. Gene Ontology annotation, cellular component: cytosol; eukaryotic translation elongation factor 1 complex. The transcript is spliced from 2 exons. Lineage: Eukaryota; Metazoa; Arthropoda; Insecta; Coleoptera; Curculionidae. The coding region runs from base 93 to 740 and encodes 215 amino acids. The record is from RefSeq and is a predicted model, not a curated record. Gene Ontology annotation, biological process: translational elongation. Gene Ontology annotation, molecular function: guanyl-nucleotide exchange factor activity; translation elongation factor activity.
UAAGUAUUUUCUCUUCUUUUGGCAUCCAGCUGUUGGGGUAGUGCCGCUUAUAUUAUCCCUUUCCAUUUUUCAACUUAAUAAAAAAAAACAAAAUGGCAUUUGGCGACCUUAAAACCGAAAAGGGUGUAAACGAAUUAAACAAGUUCCUCGAAGACAAAAGUUAUAUUAGCGGAUUCCAACCAUCCCAGGCCGAUGUAGAUGCACUAAAUCAGCUAGCCAAGGCCCCAUCAUCCAACCAACCACACGCCCUCCGUUGGUACAACCACAUUAAGUCGUUCAGUGGCGAUGAUCUAAAGAAAUUCGGUGCUUCGCCACUAAAGGCCGGCACCACCACAACAGCUCCCGCAGCCGAUGACGAUGAUGACGUAGAUCUCUUUGGUUCAGAUGAUGAAGAAGAUGCAGAAGCAGCGAAAAUCCGUGAAGAACGUCUCGCUGCUUAUGCUGCCAAAAAAUCCAAGAAACCUGAACUGAUUGCCAAGUCCAGUGUUGUGUUGGACGUUAAACCUUGGGAUGAUGAGACUGACAUGAAAGAAAUGGAGAAGCUAGUGAGGUCAAUUGAGAUGGACGGUCUUGUUUGGGGAGCAUCUAAACUGGUGCCAGUUGGAUAUGGAAUAAAUAAAUUACAAAUUAUGUCAGUUGUCGAAGAUGCCAAGGUUUCAAUUGAUGAGCUUACUGAAAAGAUUCAGGACUUUGAAGAUUUCGUUCAGAGUGUGGAUGUGGCUGCUUUUAACAAAAUUUAAGUGCCUGUUAUUGAUGAAUUAAGUGAAACAUUUUUUUUUGUGUUUAAUUAUAUUGAGUGCAACUGAA